UCGCAGGGGUCCGAUCUCCUGUGGUUAGAGAAAUAAGAAGCUCCGAAUCUUAAAGAGGCCUUCGGCCGAACGCGAACGACCGAUCACACGAUUUACUGUACCGUCGUACGGAGUUGCGAAUCCUUUCGCGAGAUCGUGAAACGAGCACGCGAAUUAAGAGAAGUGACGAAGUGAAGUGUUAUUUUGAGGUGUUGGACGCGUGCGCGAGGAACGUCGACGAGCGGUCUGGGUGCCCUCCGACCAGCAGUGGGUGAUUGUCGGUGUUCCACGACAGUUAAGUGCAACAUCACAUUAUUAUCGUCGUGGUCAUCAUCGUCUUCGUCGCCAGACGAAGAAGUCAAGAGUUCCAGUAGUGUGUGUAGUGACAGGAACAUGCCGACUAUACGAGACCGUGCAUGACCGACCGCUUCAACAUUGAUAAGGGUGCCUUGGACACCGAGUGAACACGCGAGUUACGAGCACACUCGCACUACGCACGUACGAACGCGUAGAAGUGAGACAGGCAGAGGAAGCUCGUCGCGUGCAAGCGCGCCGAAGGGAUGGCCGAUAGCGAGGGUGGCUCCGAGCAGGACGACGUAUCAUUCCUUCGUACGGAGGAUAUGGUAUGUCUGUCCUGUACCGCGACAGGAGAAAGGGUUUGCCUGGCAGCGGAGGGUUUCGGCAAUCGACACUGCUUCCUCGAGAAUAUUGCGGACAAGAAUAUACCGCCGGAUCUGUCGCAAUGCGUGUUUGUAAUAGAGCAGGCUCUUUCGGUGAGAGCCUUACAGGAAUUAGUCACAGCUGCCGGUUCCGAGACGCAACAAGACAGUUUAGGAAAGGGCACCGGGUCAGGGCACAGGACCUUGUUAUACGGUAACGCAAUAUUGUUGCGACAUCUAAACAGCGAUAUGUAUCUGGCGUGUCUAUCUACAAGUUCAUCGAACGAUAAGCUAGCCUUUGACGUCGGUUUACAAGAACAUUCGCACGGUGAAGCGUGUUGGUGGACCGUGCACCCUGCCUCCAAGCAGAGAUCCGAGGGUGAGAAAGUGCGUGUGGGUGACGAUCUUAUUCUGGUAUCUGUCGCUACCGAGCGAUACUUGCAUACGACGAAAGAAAACGAUUUAUCGGUAGUUAAUGCAUCUUUUCACGUAACCCAUUGGUCGGUACAACCUUAUGGUACCGGUAUCAGCAGAAUGAAAUAUGUUGGCUAUGUUUUUGGAGGCGAUGUAUUGCGCUUUUUUCACGGUGGUGACGAGUGUUUGACGAUUCCAUCGACUUGGAGUCCAGCACCCAGUCAAAAUCUUGUAAUCUACGAAGGCGGUAGCGUAAUGAGUCAAGCGAGAUCGCUAUGGAGAUUAGAGCUUGCCAGGACAAAAUGGGCGGGUGGCUUUAUUAACUGGCUACAUCCUAUGAGAAUCAGGCAUUUGACGACCGGACGUUAUCUCGGCGUAAAGGAGAACAACGAGCUCUAUCUGGUCGAUAGAAAUGAGGCGACGAUCGAAACUUCGACGUUCUGGCUGCGGCAGGAAAAGGACGAUCAGAAGAUUAUUCUCGAAGACAAAGAUCUGGAAGUCAUCGGAUUGCCGAUCAUUAAAUACGGUGACUCUACUGUUAUUAUGCAACAUGCCACCACGUGCCUCUGGGUGUCUUAUAAGUCAUAUGAGACGAAAAAGAAGGGAGUCGGAAAAGUCGAAGAAAAACAGGCGGUACUCCACGAAGAGGGUAAAAUGGACGAUGGUUUAGAUUUUUCUAGAUCUCAAGAAGAAGAAUCUCGUACUGCCCGCGUUAUCAGAAAAUGUAGCAGCUUGUUUACUCAAUUUAUCACUGGCCUAGAAACGUUGCAAGUGAACAGAAGAGCGUCCAUGUUUUUUCAAAACGUAAAUCUUAAUGAGAUGGUAAUGUGUCUUGAAGACUUGAUCAAUUACUUUGCUCAACCCGAGGACGACAUGGAACACGAAGAGAAGCAGAACAAAUUCCGAGCUCUUAGAAACCGUCAAGAUCUCUUUCAAGAGGAAGGCAUAUUAAAUUUAAUUCUCGAAGCUAUUGAUAAAAUUAACGUGAUCACUUCACAAGGAUUUCUCGUCGCUCUUUCCGGUGACGAGAGCGGCCAAGCUUGGGAUCAGAUAUCUGGAUAUCUUUACCAAUUGUUGGCAGCUAUUAUCAAGGGUAAUCAUACCAACUGCGCUCAGUUUGCCAAUAGCAAUCGUCUCAAUUGGUUGUUCAGCCGUCUGGGCUCACAGGCUUCUAGCGAAGGAACUGGAAUGUUGGACGUACUUCAUUGCGUCCUGAUUGAUUCGCCGGAAGCUUUAAAUAUGAUGAGGGACGAGCACAUAAAAGUAAUUAUUUCUUUAUUAGAGAAACACGGCAGAGAUCCGAAGGUUUUGGAUGUUUUAUGUUCACUGUGCGUCGGCAAUGGCGUUGCAGUGCGUUCUUCGCAGAAUAAUAUUUGUGAUUUUUUGUUGCCUGGAAAAAAUCUGCUUCUCCAGACGCAAUUGGUAGAUCAUGUUGCCAGUGUUAGACCAAAUAUAUUCGUCGGCAGAGUCGAGGGUUCGGCUCUUUAUCAAAAGUGGUAUUUCGAAGUAACUGUGGAUCAUAUUGAACAGACGACGCAUAUGAUGCCGCACUUGAGAAUCGGAUGGGCAAAUACCGCUGGCUACAUGCCGUAUCCCGGUGGUGGCGAGAAAUGGGGUGGAAACGGCGUUGGCGAUGACUUGUACUCGUUCGGAUUUGACGGCGCUUAUCUAUGGACUGGUGGCAGGAAGACGCAGGUCGUUCAGAACGCCACAGAGCCUUAUAUCAGAAAGAGCGACGUAAUCGGUUGCGCCUUAGAUUUAACGGUGCCGGUGAUAACGUUCACUUUCAAUGGCAAUCGUAUCAUGGGUUCCUUCCGUAAUUUUAAUUUAGACGGCAUGUUCUUCCCCGUGAUUAGCUGUUCGUCUAAACUCUCCUGCAGAUUUUUGCUGGGCGGCGAUCACGGUAAAUUAAAAUACCAGCCAAUGGAAGAAUUCUCGCCGCUAGUGGAGAGCCUGUUACCGCAGCAGAUCCUAUCGUUAGAUCCGUGCUUCUAUUUCGGCAACAUGAACAAGGUGGUUUUAGCAGGACCAUGGCUGGUCGAGGACGACACCGCCUUCGUUCCGAGCCCGGUCGAUACUUCCAUGGUUAACUUGCCCGCCUAUGUCGAGCAGAUCAGAGAUAAACUCGCAGAGAACAUCCACGAGAUGUGGGCGAUGAAUAAAAUCGAGGCCGGUUGGAUUUAUGGUGAGGUCAGGGACGAUUUAAGAAAAAUACAUCCUUGCAUAGUUCAAUUCGAACGACUGCCAGCCGCGGAAAAGCGCUACGAUACUCAGCUGGCCGUGCAAACUCUGAAGACUAUUUUAGCUCUGGGAUAUUACAUCACAAUGGAUAAGCCACCGUCUCGAAUCAAGACUUUGAGAUUGCCAAACGAACCGUUUCUGCAAAGCAGCGGAUAUAAACCUGCACCUCUUGAUCUGUCAGCGAUCACGUUGACCCCCAAGAUGGAAGAGCUCGUUGACCAACUCGCGGAAAAUACACAUAAUCUCUGGGCGAAAGAGAGAAUCAGUCAAGGGUGGACGUAUGGAUUAAAUGAAGACUCGGAGAUGAGAAGAAGUCCUCACUUGGUACCAUAUCUGAAGGUCGAUGAAGCUAUCAAAAAAGCUAAUCGAGAUACAGCCAGCGAAACCGUCAGAACUUUGUUAGUCUAUGGAUACAUGCUUGAUCCACCCACUGGAGAACAGCAUGAGGCAUUGCUUUUGGAGGCCAGCAGAUUACGACAACUAUCCUUCAGAACUUACAGAGUCGAAAAGCAUUACGCUGUCAGCAGCGGAAAAUGGUAUUUCGAGUUUGAAGUUCUCACAGCUGGACCGAUGCGCGUCGGUUGGGCAAAGGCCGAUUGUAUGCCGGGAAGUAUGCUCGGCAGUGACGAAAGUACUUGGGCAUUCGAUGGUUACAACGUGACUAAAGUACACGCUGGCACCCACGAGUCAUUUGGUCACAAAUAUCAAGUGGGCGACAUAGUCGGAUGUUUCAUUGACGUGGCAGACCGAACGAUCAGCUUCUCCUUGAAUGGAGAACUGCUGAUGGAUGCACUCGGUGGCGAAACUUCUUUCGCCGAUGUGCAAGGCGACUCUUUCGUGCCCGCUUUCACUCUUGGCGUCGGACAAAAGGCAAGAUUAACAUUCGGCCAAGAUGUGAAUACUCUAAAGUUUUUCACUACCUGCGGUUUACAAGAGGGCUAUGAACCGUUCUGCGUAAACAUGAAUCGUCUAGUCACAUAUUGGUAUACGAAAGAUCAACCUAUCUUCGAGAACACCGACGACAUGGCCGAUACUCGAAUCGACGUGGCUAGAAUACCAGCUGGUUCUGACACACCGCCGUGUCUAAAAAUCUCUCACAACACAUUCGAAACUAUGGAAAAAGCUAACUGGGAAUUUCUCAGAUUAUCGCUGCCUGUGAUUUGUCAAUCCAACUUUAUAACGGAGGGUGAGAAAUUACGUAGGUGGCAGGAGAUCAAAAUGCGACAGAAUAAACUUUUAGCCGAGCAAGUCGAACAAGGACAACAAGCCGCACCGUCGGCUCACUUGGAGCAAAUUAUGAAAUCUGGCUUCAGUAUGAGCGAUAUCAAAGGUUUGCAAAGAAAUUACUCGGAGGAUGCAGCCGAGGCGGAUGAGAUGCUGAAGGAAUCGCCGCUUCCUAUGCAAAGAGGCAAACCUUCUAGGCCGCCUAGGAAAGGUUCUCUUUAUGGAUCGCGUACUUUAGACAAUAUGGUCAGCGAAGCUGAAAUGAAUGGAUAUGGCGAGAUGAACGGUGACAUAAAGGACGAGAAGAAGAAACGUGGUCGUUCACCUUUUCGGUUCUUCUCGCGCAAAGCGAAAUCUCCGGAUGCAAAAGCAAAAACACCUGAGCCGCAAGUUCGUUCGGAUGUCUCUGAUAAAAGUACGAAAACAAUCGGAAGUAAAAGUGCCAAAGCUCCUCAAAUUCGUGUUUCAACCACGGACUUGAAAGUCGUGCCGCCUCAAAUUCCGGAACGUAACGUCCCCAAAGCAAUGUCUGUGUUAACCGGAAGCGGCGUCGAAGCGAUCGGCAAUGAAAUCUUCGAUGCUGAAUGCAUGAAACUAAUGAACGAAUAUUUCUAUGGCGUGAGGAUAUUUCCUGGUCAGGAUCCGACUCAUGUUUACAUUGGCUGGGUUACAUCUCAGUAUCAUUUGCAUACAAAAGACUUUAAUUUGUCUCGCGUGAGAAAAUCUUCCGUUGCCAUCAUGGAUGAGUACGACCGUCUUGUAGAGCAAGUCGACAGACAAAGCUGUUACAUGGUUCGAGCGGACGAAUUGUACAACGAAGUCACACAAGAUGCAUCCGGCAAAGGCGCGUCUCAAGGUAUGUUCGUCGGCUGUUUCGUUGAUACCGCCACAGGCUGGGUGUCCUUCACCUGCGAAGGCAAGGAAACGAGUCACAAGUUCAAGAUGGAGCCGGACACGAAAUUGUUCCCGGCGAUCUUCGUCGAAGCUACCAGCAAAGAGAUCCUGCAGAUCGAGCUCGGCAGGACUUCGACGACACUUCCGCUCUCGGCCGCGGUGCUGCAGAAUUCCGAACGACACGUGAUACCGCAAUUCCCGCCUAGAUUAAAGGUGCAAUGUUUAAAACCACACCAAUGGGCUAGAGUGCCAAAUCAAUCACUCCAAGUACACGCCCUAAAACUGUCCGACAUCAGAGGCUGGUCGAUGCUAUGCGAGGACGCUAUCUCGAUGCUGGCUCUUCAUAUACCCGAAGAGGACAGAUGUAUCGAUAUUCUGGAGCUUGUCGAAAUGGAUAAAUUGCUGAGUUUUCACGCGCAUACAUUGACGUUGUAUGCAGCUCUAUGUUAUCAGUCUAAUUAUCGAGCUGCACAUGCAUUGUGCCAACAUGUUGACCAGAAACAAUUAUUGUAUGCGAUACGAGCCGAAUAUAUGUCCGGACCCCUGCGACAAGGGUUUUACGAUUUACUUAUUGCCUUGCAUCUCGAAUCACACGCGACAACGAUGGAAGUGUGCAAGAACGAAUACAUAAUUCCGCUUGGUUCAGAACUGAAGGAUUUAUACGAAAACCCCGAGAUGAAACAUAGUCUCAGAUAUCUGGAGACCGAAUCCAUUCGACCACAAAUGAAGAUGACAGAGAUCAGGAAUGUUCCUUCUAGUGAUCAAGCGAUUGAGAACAUAAAGAUGCUGUACAGUCCGCAUUUUCCGCUCGAUGUCGUGCGAGAUUACGUGAUGAUGGCGCUUAACGAGGCUGUCGAAAUUAAUCAAGUGCACAACCGAGAUCCAAUUGGAGGCAGCAACGAAAAUCUCUUUUUACCUCUUCUGAAGCUGGUAGAUAGAUUACUUUUGGUGGGCAUGCUGAGGAACGAGGAUAUAAUCAAGUUGCUCAUCAUGAUAAAUCCUGAGACUUGGGACCCAACUUUCGAUAAAGAAGGUAAAGAUGAGCACAAGAAAGGAUUGUUACAUAUGAAAAUGGCCGAGGGAGCGAAGCUACAAAUGUGUUAUCUACUUCAUCAUUUAAACGAUAUUCAAUUGCGCCAUCGUGUAGAAUCUAUUAUCGCCUUCGCCUUUGACUUUGUCGGAGAAUUGCAGGCAGAUCAGUUACGACGUUACAUCGAAAUCAAGCAAUCGGAUUUACCAUCAGCUGUCGCUGCUAAGAAGACUAGAGAAUUUAGAUGUCCUCCGCGCGAACAGAUGAAUGCCAUUUUGAGCUUCAAAAAUUUAGACUCUGAGGAAGAUCCGGAGAAUUGUCCUUGUGGCGAAGAUCUCGUUGUGAAGAUGAAUGAAUUUCACAGUGAAUUGAUGUCCUACGUGUCUUUGACUGCUCUUCAAGAAGCAGCCAAUGCCGCCAACGAGCCAGCUGACGAAGUUCAAAAACCUGGUGCCAUAAAACGCCUCUUCAACUUUAUCAACGCUGUCAAAGAAUUCGAGGAAGAACCUAAAGCUGAACCCGAACCUGAGAAAAAAACUCCCGAAGAGGUAUUUCGCAAGGUGUUGAUAUCGACCAUCGUGAGUUGGGCCGAGGAAUCACAAAUCGAGACGCCGAAACUUGUGCGAGAAAUGUUUAGCUUAUUAGUCAGACAGUAUGAUACAGUCGGCGAAUUAAUCAGAGCCUUGGAGAAAACUUACGUCGUUAAUAACAAAACCAAGGACGAUGUUGCGCUAAUGUGGGUCGGCUUAAGUCAGAUUCGCGCCUUGCUGCCGGUGCAAAUGUCUCAAGAAGAAGAGGCUUUAGUACGAGAGAGAUUGUGGAAAUUGGUGAAUAAUCACACAUUCUUCCAGCAUCCCGAUCUCAUUAGAGUGCUGAGAAUUCACGAGAAUGUGAUGGCUAUUAUGAUGAACACCUUGGGAAGACGCGCUCAGGCUCAAUCCGACGCUCAAACCCAAGCUCAAGCAACUGAGGGAGAACCGGCAUCAAAAGAGAAGGAUACUUCUCACGAGAUGGUCGUGGCCUGCUGCAGAUUUUUGUGUUAUUUCUGUCGUACAUCCAGACAGAAUCAGAAAGCUAUGUUCGAUCACUUUGAUUUUCUGCUAGAGAAUAGCAACAUCUUGUUAGCUAGACCAUCGCUGCGAGGAUCAACGCCUUUAGACGUGGCUUAUUCGUCGCUAAUGGAAAACACCGAGUUAGCUCUGGCUUUAAGAGAACAUUAUCUAGAAAAGAUCGCUAUUUAUUUGUCACGGUGCGGCCUGCAGUCUAAUUCGGAAUUAGUGGAGAAAGGCUAUCCUGACCUGGGUUGGGAUCCUGUCGAGGGUGAACGUUACCUUGAUUUCUUGAGAUUCUGUGUGUGGGUCAAUGGUGAAAGCGUUGAGGAAAAUGCAAAUUUGGUAAUCCGUCUGCUAAUCAGAAGACCAGAAUGUUUAGGUCCAGCUCUUCGAGGCGAAGGUGAAGGUCUGUUAAGAGCCAUCAUAGAAGCUAACAAGAUGUCUGAACGCAUUGCCGAUAGACGAAAAUAUCUCGCACAGGUACACGAUGAAGCUGAAGGCUCAGCUGUAAUAAUACAAUUCGAGCAUCCGCUACCGGAAUCAGAUGACGACGAAGACUAUAUAGACACAGGCGCGGCGAUCCUAAAUUUCUAUUGUACCCUCGUCGAUCUAUUAGGCCGCUGUGCUCCAGAUUCUUCUGUCAUAGAACAAGGAAAGAACGAAUCUCUGCGAGCCCGGGCAAUCUUGAGAUCGUUAGUACCCUUGGACGAUCUUCAGGGUGUACUCUCCCUGCGAUUCACAUUACUAAAUCCCGCUGCCGGCGAAGAACGACCGAAAAGCGAUACGCCGUCUGGUUUGAUACCAGGACAUAAACAAAGCGUUGUUUUAUUCUUAGAACGCGUUUACGGUAUCGAAACGCAAGAAUUAUUCUAUAAACUUUUGGAAGAAGCAUUUUUACCAGAUCUUCGCGCCGCUACUAUGCUCGACAGAAAUGACGGAUAUGAAUCGGACAUGGCACUUGCUAUGAAUCGUUAUAUAGGAAAUAGCAUUCUGCCGCUGCUAAUUAAGCACUCGAAAUUUUACAAUGAAGCGGAUAACUACGCGAGUUUACUCGAUGCUACGUUGCACACGGUCUAUCGACUCAGUAAGAAUCGAAUGCUGACGAAAGGACAGAGAGAAGCUGUUUCGGACUUUCUCGUCGCAUUGACUAGUCAGAUGCAGCCGAGUAUGUUACUGAAAUUAUUGCGAAAACUGACAGUCGAUGUGUCAAAAUUGUCGGAAUACACUACUGUUGCUCUCAGAUUAUUAACGUUGCAUUAUGAUCGUUGCGCGAAAUAUUACGGCUCUACCGGCUCGGGUGGUCAAGGCACAUACGGCGCAUCAAGCGACGAAGAGAAACGCCUCACGAUGGUACUCUUCAGCAAUAUUUUCGAUUCUUUGUCAAAGAUGGAUUACGAUCCAGAGCUCUUCGGAAAAGCUCUACCAUGCUUGACGGCUAUCGGUUGCGCCUUGCCACCAGAUUAUUCUCUGUCGAAGAAUUAUGACGACGAGUGGUACGGCAGCAAGUCGGCCUCCACCCAAUCACCUGAUGGACCUUACAAUCCGCAACCGAUCAAUACGUCUAGCAUCGUGCUUAAUAACGAUCUUAAUCAGAUAGUAGUAAAGUUCUCCGAGCAUUAUCACGACGCUUGGGCGAGUCGUAAAUUAGAGAACGGUUGGACUUAUGGCGAUCAAUGGUCAGAUGUGAAUAAAACGCAUCCAAGAUUAAAACCGUACAAUAUGUUGAGCGAUUACGAACGAGAACGAUAUAAGGAACCUGUUAGAGAGAGCUUGAAAGCUCUUCUGGCGAUCGGUUGGAGCGUAGAACACGCGGAGGUCGAUGUUCCAUCGACUAAUCGCAGUUCUAUGAGAAGAUCUUCCAAAAGUCAAGGCGAUUCGGCGAGUCCGUUUAAUUAUAAUCCUCAUCCGGUGGACAUGACUAAUUUGACGCUAAGCAGAGAAAUGCAAAAUAUGGCCGAACGUUUAGCGGAUAAUGCUCACGAUAUUUGGGCGAAGAAGAAGAAAGAAGAACUCAUUACUUGUGGAGGCGGCAUUCACCCUCAAUUAGUACCUUACGAUCUACUGACUGAUAAAGAGAAACGAAAAGAUCGCGAGCGAUCGCAAGAAUUUCUCAAAUACCUGCAGUAUCAAGGAUACAAGCUUCACAAACCUAAUCGUGGCGGCACCGAAACCGAAGUGGCUGGCGCCGCUGCUGCGGUAGAAUUGAGAUUCGCUUAUUCGCUGUUGGAGAAGCUAAUAGCUUAUUUAGACAAGGCAACGAUCAAUAUGAAGCUCCUAAAACCUUCUGACACGUUUAGUCGAAGAAAUAGUUUCAAAACCUCCACAAGAGACAUUAAAUUUUUCAGCAAAGUAGUUCUGCCGCUGAUGGAGAAAUAUUUCAGUACGCAUAGAAAUUAUUUCAUCGCCGUAGCUACCGCCACGAACAACGUCGGCGCGGCGUCCUUAAAGGAGAAGGAGAUGGUGGCCGCUCUCUUCUGCAAAUUAGCGAGUCUGCUGAGAUCGAGACUCGCCGCCUUCGGUGCGGAUGUGAGGAUAACAGUUCGUUGUCUACAAGUGCUCGUAAAAGGUAUAGAUGCCAAGAGCCUUGUGAAAAACUGUCCAGAGUUUAUUAGAACGUCCAUGUUAACUUUCUUCAACAACACCGCCGACGAUUUGGGCCAUACGAUUCUGAAUCUUCAAGAGGGGAAGUACAGUCAUCUUAGAGGCACUCAUUUAAAAACCUCCACAUCAUUAUCGUACAUUAAUAGCGUGGUUCUACCAGUGCUUACUGCAAUGUUCGAUCAUCUUGCCGCGUGCGAGUAUGGUAGCGAUUUGUUACUUGACGAAAUUCAGGUAGCAUCGUACAAAAUGCUGGCGUCGCUAUUUACUCUCGGAACAGAUGCUAGUUUGACACACGACCGAAAGUACCUGAAGACUGAGAUCGAGCGAAACAAACCGAAUCUGGGUUCCUGUCUGGGUGCCUUCUCGAGUUGCUUCCCAGUAGCCUUCUUAGAACCGCACUUAAAUAAGCACAAUCAGUAUUCUCUUUUGAAUCGAAUAGCAGAUCAUUCUCUGGAAGCUCAAGACAUCAUGACAAAGAUGGAAUCAAGUAUGCCGACCUUGGAGACGAUUCUCAACGAAGUGGAUCAGUUUGUCGAAUCUGACAAGACUUACAACGACGCUCCUCACAUCGUCGACGUAAUUCUACCUUUAUUAUGCUCCUAUCUGCCCUUCUGGUGGGCCCAAGGGCCCGACAACGUAAAUCCAACUGAAGGUGCCUAUGUCAGUAUGAUCACUAGCGAUCAUAUGAAUCAAUUACUGAAGAACGUGCUGAAGCUAAUCAAAAAGAAUAUCGGCAAUGAAAACGCGCCGUGGAUGACGCGUAUCGCUGCCUAUACACAGCAAAUCAUCAUCAAUUCUUCUGAAGAAUUACUGAAGGACCCGUUCUUGCCUCUUGCCGAACGUGUCAGGAAACGAACGGAUACCAUGUACCAUAAAGAAGAGUCUCUUCGUGGUUUCAUUAAAUCGUCGACCGACGAUACAUCGCAAGUCGAGGCACAGAUACAAGAAGAUUGGCAGCUAUUGGUUCGCGAUAUCUAUUCAUUCUAUCCUCUGUUGAUAAAAUACGUCGAUCUACAGAGGAAUCAUUGGUUGAGAAACAAUAUUCCUGAAGCCGAGGAUCUAUAUAAUCACGUAGCAGCUAUAUUUAACAUCUGGUCCAAGUCGCAAUAUUUCUUGCGUGAGGAACAAAAUUUUAUAUCUACGAACGAGAUCGAUAACAUGGUGCUCAUCAUGCCUACUGCAACCAGAAGACCUGCUGCAGUAACCGAUGGCACCACGCCUUCCGGAGGAGGCAAGAAAAAGAAGAAACAUCGUGACAAAAAGAGGGACAAGGACAAGGAAGUGCAAGCAUCCUUGAUGGUAGCGUGUCUAAAGCGAUUGCUACCUGUCGGCUUGAAUCUGUUUGCCGGUCGCGAACAGGAGCUGGUACAGCAUUGCAAAGACAGAUUCUUAAAGAAAAUGCAGGAAUAUGAGAUCGCGGAAUUCGCUAAGACACAACUGACAUUGCCGGAUAAAAUCGAUCCCGCCGACGAGAUGUCCUGGCAGCAUUAUUUAUAUUCUAAAUUGGGCCAGAAGAAAGAUGCAACGGAAUCUGUCAAGGCUCAACAAUUGGAGGAUGUCGUCGCUAGAAUUACCGAUAUGGCGAAAGUUUUAUACGGUUUACAUAUGAUUGAUCAUCCACAACAGCAGAGCAAGAGUCAAUAUCGAUCCGUGGUGUCGAUCCAACGUAAACGAGCGGUAAUCGCUUGCUUCCGCCAAACUUCCCUACAUUCCUUGCCCAGGCACCGCGCAAUAAACAUUUUUGCGCGAACGUAUUAUGAGCUAUGGCUACAAGAAGAAAAUGUAGGCCAAGAAGUAAUGAUCGAGGACCUUACGCAAUCAUUCGAAGAUGCUGAAUUGAACAAAAUGGAUAAGGCUGAGGACGAAGGCAAGCCAGAUCCAUUGACACAGUUAGUGACAACAUUCUGUCGCGGUGCAAUGACUGAACGAUCAGGUGCGCUUCAAGAGGAUCCGCUUUAUAUGAGUUACGCACAUAUUAUUUCCAAAUCUUGCGGAGAGGAAGAGGAAGAAGGUGAAGAAGAAGGCGAUGGCGGCGGCGGCGGCGGUGAAGAAGAAGGUCAAGCUUCGAUCCAUGAGCAAGAAAUGGAAAAACAGAAGCUCUUGUUCCAUCAAGCUCGCCUAGCGAAUCGCGGCGUCGCGGAGAUGGUACUCUUACACAUAUCAGCGUGCAAGGGUGUUCCUAGUGAGAUGGUAAUAAAAACUCUGGAACUUGGAAUUUCGAUUCUGCGUGGCGGCAAUAUCGAAAUUCAGCGAGGAAUGUUGAAUCACCUCAAAGAGAAAAAGGAUGUCGGUUUCUUCACAUCCAUCGCGGGUCUAAUGAACUCUUGCAGCGUAUUGGAUUUGGACGCUUUUGAGAGGAACACGAAAGCUGAAGGACUCGGUGUCGGUUCUGAAGGUGCAGCCGGCGAAAAAAAUAUGCACGAUGCUGAAUUUACUUGUGCCCUAUUCCGGUUUAUCCAACUCACUUGCGAAGGUCAUAAUCUCGAUUGGCAAAACUAUCUCAGAACACAGGCUGGUAAUACAACGACAGUAAAUGUAGUCAUUUGUACCGUCGAUUACUUGCUGCGACUGCAGGAAUCGAUCAUGGAUUUCUACUGGCAUUAUUCGAGCAAGGAACUUAUCGAUCCUGCCGGCAAAGCGAAUUUCUUCAAGGCUAUUGGUGUCGCGAGUCAAGUUUUUAACACACUCACAGAAGUUAUUCAAGGUCCAUGCGCGCAAAAUCAACAGGCUUUAGCGCAUUCUAGAUUGUGGGACGCGGUCGGAGGUUUUCUUUUCUUAUUCUCGCACAUGCAGGAUAAGUUAUCAAAACAUUCUAGUCAAGUAGAUCUUCUCAAGGAAUUAUUGAACUUGCAAAAGGACAUGAUUACUAUGAUGCUUUCUAUGCUUGAAGGCAAUGUGGUGAACGGAACAAUUGGAAAACAGAUGGUAGAUACCUUAGUUGAAUCGGCAAGUAACGUGGAACUGAUUUUGAAAUACUUUGAUAUGUUCUUAAAACUGAAAGAUCUGGUAUCAUCGCCAAGUUUCUUGGAAGUUGAUCUUAACAAUGAUGGUUGGGUAUAUCCUAAGGAUUUCAAGGAAAAAAUGGAGCAGCAGAAGAGUUAUACCAACGAAGAGAUCGAAUUUCUUCUGGCCUGUUGCGAGACGAAUCAUGACGGCAAGAUCGAUUACGUCGCUUUUAUGGACCGUUUCCACGAACCGGCGAAAGAAAUCGGUUUUAAUCUUGCCGUAUUGCUUACCAAUCUAUCCGAGCAUAUGCCUAACGAGCCGAGAUUAGCCAGAUUUCUCGAGACAGCUGGUUCUGUCUUGAAUUACUUCGAGCCGUUCUUAGGCAGAAUUGAGAUUCUCGGUGGCAAUAAAAAGAUCGAGCGUGUGUACUUCGAGAUCAAGGAAUCAAACAUCGAACAGUGGGAGAAACCGCAGAUCAAAGAAUCAAAGAGAAUUUACUUUUACAAUACAGUGGUCGAGGCUGGUGAAAAGGAAAAACUCGAGACUUUUAUCAAUUUCUGUGAGGACGCCAUUUUCGAGAUGCAGCAUGCGAGCGCGUUAAUGACUGUUGAGGAGAGCGGUGGCAUCGGCAAAGCAAGAGAGUCCUCGUACACGUACAUGACCGAGGACGAUGAAGAAAGAAAUAAAGAUCCGAUCAGACGAAGCAUACAAGCCUUCAAAGACGGCAUCUACUAUUUCUUCUAUAUGUUCUCGCCGACCAAUAUCAAAAACAAGAUUGCCGAGAUGCAGCAGAUGACGAUUCCCGAACUCUUUAUCGGCUUUUUCAAAAUGAUUUUCUACGCGUUCUAUUAUUCCGGUUUUGGCGUCGGCUGUGUAAUCAAAUACUUUAUGAGCCUUUUAUUGACGCUAAUGAGAGGACCACGAUUAGAGGAGCCUGUUGUCAUCAAGGAGGAGGAGGAGAAACCGUUGAGACAUUUACCCGCUUUGCCACCAACACCGGAUGAAUCGAAUCUACAGGUGCAAGCCUUCGGAAUGGACAUAACGAAAGAGGAAGGAGGACAAAUAAAAAUAGCGCCGCAUGAAUCGAGCACUUCUACACCGCAAUCUAGUAUCGAAGAAACUGGCGAAAGUACACCUGACGAAGGUACCGGUGAGGAGGGAGCGACAGUUGAAGGAGGAGAGAGCGAAGCACCUGUCAGUUUAGCUGAUUUGCUUGGUGGCGAACAAGCCAGGGCGCAAGCUGCCGCAGCGGCCGAAGCAGCGGCGGCUCAACAAGCAGCCAUGGCAGCGGUUGAAGCCGAAGCGAAACAAGAAAUCUCAGCCGAACCUUCUACAGGAUCGAGUAUCGAUUUGUCCGAGUACAGUCACCGCGUGGUCUCUUUCCUAGCCAGAAAUUUCUACAAUUUGAAAUAUGUUGCGUUGGCCCUCGCCUUCUGCAUCAAUUUUAUGCUGCUCUUUUACAAGGUUUCGUCUUUGACUAACGACUUGGAUGAAGAAGGUAGUGGUAAAAUAGCGGAUAUAUUGGCAGAAAUGUCGGGCGAGGGUCCAUCGGGUUUAGCAGGUAGCGGCGUUGAAAUGGGCAGCGGUAGCGGUGAAGAUGAAUCGGAAGAGGAUGACGAAGAGGCUAACGAAUUUGUGGAAGUGGAUUAUUACUACAUGGCUCACAUCAUGCGACUAUUGGCCGCUUUUCAUUCUCUCGUUUCGCUCGCCAUGCUGGUUGCAUAUUAUCACUUGAAGGUUCCAUUAGCUAUUUUCAAACGAGAAAAGGAAAUUGCACGACGAGUAGAAUUCGAUGGAUUGUAUAUAGCCGAGACGCCAGAAGAGGAUGACAUUAAAGCGCAUUGGGAUAAAAUGGUAAUAUCAGCGAAAACUUUCCCUGUAAAUUAUUGGGACAAGUUUGUAAAAAAGAAGGUCCGGCAAAAAUAUAGCGAAACGUACGAUUUCGAUUACAUCAGCAAUUUGCUCGGAAUGGAAAAGACUUCUUUCAGCCAACAGGAAGACGAAGGAUCCGGUUUGAUACAUUUCAUUAUAAACAUCGAUUGGAGAUAUCAAAUUUGGAAGGCCGGUGUCACCAUUACAGAUAACGCGUUUUUGUAUAGUUUGUGGUACUUCACAUUUUCGAUCCUCGGAAACUACAAUAAUUUCUUUUUCGCCGCUCAUUUAUUAGACGUCGCGGUCGGUUUCAAAACUCUGAGAACGAUCUUACAAUCAGUAACGCAUAAUGGCAAGCAAUUGGUUUUGACAGUGAUGCUGCUGACAAUCGUAGUAUACAUCUACACCGUGAUAGCUUUCAAUUUCUUUAGAAAAUUCUAUAUACAAGAGGAAGAUGACGAAACGGACAAAAAAUGUCACCAUAUGUUAACGUGCUUCGUUUUCCAUUUGUACAAAGGCGUAAGGGCUGGCGGUGGCAUAGGUGACGAGAUCGGGGAACCCGACGGCGACGAUUACGAGGUUUAUCGUAUAAUGUUCGAUAUCACAUUCUUCUUCUUCGUAAUCGUCAUUCUAUUAGCUAUCAUUCAAGGUUUGAUUAUCGACGCAUUCGGCGAGCUUCGUGAUCAGCUCGAGAACGUGAAGACAAAUAUGGAGAGUAAUUGCUUUAUAUGUGGCUUAGGGAAGGAAUAUUUCGACGCGGUGCCGCACGGGUUUGAUACUCACGUUCAGCAGGAGCAUAAUUUAGCGAAUUAUAUGUUCUUCCUCAUGCACUUGAUUAACAAACCGGACACCGAAUACACCGGUCAGGAGACCUACGUGUGGAAUAUGUAUCAACAAAGAUGUUGGGACUUCUUCCCGGUCGGUGAUUGCUUCCGCAAGCAGAACGAGACCGUAGAGGAGGAGGCCAAGAAGAAGUAAUCUAGUUUUUAAUUAAGAGGUGACCAAUCGAUUGACCAAUCGACCUCUCAUUUGUCAAAGAGGACUUCUCUUCUCGAACAAUGUCUUCGAUUAUUUUUAGCGUCAAUUUUUGCUCAUCGGACGAGAAUGUAAAGUCCGUUCACAAAAUCAAAUUUUUAAAAUUCUUCGUCUUACCUCAUAUCGAUGCGCGAGGAGAGAUUUUACGUUGUAAAAACUUGUGCCCUACCCCCUCCCCCAUUUUCCACUUGACAAAUUAUUGUUAUUCCAACUAACUAAUAGAUUGAGUCUCUCACGUGUGAGUCUAGAGCAUUAAUUAUGUACUGCGUGUAAUAAAAAUGUCUAGAGAAUUUCGCGCUUGACAUCGCAUCGUGCGCGAUAUAAAAUUGAAAAUAUUUUUCCAACUUUGUAAAGAUAACUCGAGUAUGGUAUCACCGAGAUAAUCUCCUCUUUUAGAUAAUCGAUCAAUCAAAGGUUGACAAAAGCUCGAUUUCCUUCGAUCGACGAUGCAUUAUUGUUGAACCGGCGAAACCGACUGCACAAAUUUACAUAUUCCUAGCGCUACAAUUGCCUUCUUUUCAUACGUCGAAUCUAUGAUCUAUACUUGUGCACAAUUGAUGCGUUGUAUCGGAGCGAUAACAAAUUUGAAAUAUAUGACGUAGUUUAAGUAAGUUGAGGAUAUUCAAAGUUUAUAUAAUGUGCAAAUUUCUCUUUGAUUGCUAUAAGAAUGAAAACUUUUUGGACAUAAUUUAUGACUGAGCUCACAGUAUAUAUAUCCAGAAAAAUGUCAAUAUAUUGUAAAUAAAACUUUACGGCAGGAUUAUCUGGUAAUAAAUAAAGACAUACUUCUUUA
Messenger RNA from Cataglyphis hispanica, 16740 nucleotides. RefSeq names its product ryanodine receptor (gene RyR). NCBI's taxonomy places the organism in Eukaryota, Metazoa, Arthropoda, Insecta, Hymenoptera, Formicidae. The transcript is spliced from 57 exons. The coding region runs from base 540 to 15890 and encodes 5116 amino acids. Gene Ontology annotation, molecular function: protein binding; ryanodine-sensitive calcium-release channel activity. The record is from RefSeq and is a predicted model, not a curated record. Gene Ontology annotation, cellular component: sarcoplasmic reticulum membrane; smooth endoplasmic reticulum; sarcolemma. Gene Ontology annotation, biological process: calcium ion transmembrane transport; intracellular calcium ion homeostasis.